UAUCUUUCUCGCAGGCGUACGUCAAAGUAUAUCCAUCGAAAUUUUGCAUGAUAAUUUUAUCAAUUAGUAUUUUAGCGUCAUUCUCUAAGAUGAUACGCGAUAACUUUAGCUAGCUCUCUAGUUUAGGAACAAAACAAUCCCUUCCAAAUUUAGUUCCCUAGUUUGGGCAGCAGCUAAUAGAGUGGCGCCAACUCUUUCCAUGUUGUCGAGAAGAGGUAUGGUAGUAGUGAGUGUGCGUCCUUUUUGCGAGGACAGUGAUGAGUCAGUGGAACACCUGUUUAUCCAUUGUGCUUUCGUUUGGCGGAUUUGGGAUCAUUUUUUACAGCAGCUGGGCAUUGUUUUCUUGAAAUAUUGCUUUCCUCUUAGUAUUUGGUGGGUUGCGUGGUCGGAAAGGAUCGACAUUUUGAAAUGAAAAAGCCUUUAAACUCUUUUAUUGUAGGCAUGAAAGUGUUGCUUUUUUAGUUGGUCCAUUAAUGUCGAAGAUUGGUGACUUUGUUUUUGAUUGGGCAAGCUUGUUUAGAGAGAGGUUUGUUGUAUGCUUUCCAAGCGCUUCGCUAAUUUGUUCCGGAAGGUGCUACCUUGGCACCCUUUCUUAUUUAAUUCAUCUUUUCGUUUCAAUUAAAAAUAACUAUAGCUGCAUUGAAUUAGCUUUAUGGUCAAACAAAGUGUCCUAAAAGAACAGUUGUUGGUGUUUAUGAAAAAAAUUUGAUGUUGGUCCUACUCAAUGGACAACAUAUGCAUGUUUCUUUUACCUUUAUCAUAAAUAAAACAAAAAGAAAAAUGUUCCUUCAAUCAGAUACCCAUAUUUUCUACUCUUCUUAAGUAAUUUUCCCUAGCAUCAACCAGUAGAAAAUCACACAAGAAAAAUAAGUAACAUCCACUCCAUCUAAAUUAUCAGAUAUACACUACUCUUUCAAGUCUUUGCUUGUAAUCGCUGAUGGAGAUUGUUAGUCCGGUCAUCGACAUAAUCUCACGUGUAUGGAGUUGUUCUUCUGUCCAUGGAAAUUAUCUCUAUGAAUUAAAAGAAAAUGUAAGUUCUUUAAAGAUUUCACUCACAAAAUUGAAAGAACGAAGAGAUGAUGUCAAGGAAAAGGUUGAGAUGGCAGAAAAAAACCCAACAGAGCCAGUGAAACGUACCCAUGAAGUUAGUGGUUGGCUCGGUCGAGUAGAAUCAUUAGAACAAGAUGUUGAAAGUAUCUUACAGAAGGAAGAAGCUACCAAAAUCCAAAAAGGCAGUUAUUACUGUUGCUGGGGUCGAAAAAAUUGCUGCAGCGGUUACAAACUUGGAAAAUCAGUAGUGGAAAAGUUAAGUGCCGUAGAGAAACUGUGGGAGGAAGGGAAUUUCAACGCUGUUGUUGAAAAAUCUCAACCGGAACCUGUCCAAGAGAUAAUUUCAAACCAAGUCGUGGGAAUGGAAUCAAAGAUUGAGGAAGUAUGGAGUUUGUUGGUUGAUGAUGAGACAAGUCUUGUGAGAAUUGUAGGCUUAUAUGGAAUGGGUGGAGUUGGAAAGACAACUCUUCUGAAAAAAUUAAACAAUGAGUUUCUCAAAAGAAAUCAUCAUUUUGAUAAAGUUAUUUGGGUUGUGGUGUCUAAGGAUCUCGAUAUCAAGAAUAUUCAGAAACAGAUCGGUAAGUCGCUCGGAUUGACAUGGGCAGAUGAUGCGAGUAUAGACGACCAAGCCAAAGAUAUAGCCCGAGUGUUAAAGAACAAGAAAUUUGUGUUGUUCUUAGAUGAUAUCUGGGAAACAGUUGACUUGGCAACAAUUGGACUUCCAAUUCUAAAAAGUAAUAGUACUCAAGAAAUAACAAUUAAUUCUAGAGUUGUUUUCACGACAAGAUCCGAAUCAGUUUGUGGGUUUAUGGAAGCUGAUAAAAAGAUCAAAAUAGACUGCUUACAAUGGGACGAAGCCUGGAGUUUGUUUCAAGAAAAAGCCGGACAACAAGCGUUAAAUUGCCAUCCAAAAGUAGCCGAGCUAGCCAAACAAGUCGCCAAAGAAUGUCUUGGUCUACCGUUAGCACUCAUUACUAUUGGUCGAACUAUGGCCACCAAAUCAACACUCCAACAAUGGCAACAUGCUAUCAAUGUUCUACGGAAAUCAGCCUCGGAGUUUUCAGGUGUUGCUGAUGGAGUGUUAGCUAUUCUGAAGUUUAGCUAUGAUAACUUAGAAAAUGAAAAAUUAAAGUCUUGUUUCUUAUACUGCUCCUUAUACCCGGAAGACCAUUCAAUUGAGAAAGAAAGACUAAUUAAACUUUGGAUGGGAGAAGGAUUCUUAGAUGAAGUUGAUGACAUUGAUGAAGCUUUCUUAGAAGGUCAUGAUAUUAUUGAAAGUCUUAAAAGUGCAUGUUUGCUAGAAACGGGUACUGGUAGUUCAUUUUUCUUGGGGGAUGGGGUAAAAAUGCAUGAUGUAGUUCGUGAUUUGGCAAUAUGGAUAGCCUCGGAUCUUGGUACAAAAAAAGGGAAGUUUUUAAUAAUUCCGACACAAAACAAACUGAAGCUCCAUGAAUGGGAAAAUGCAGAGAAGGUCUCUCUAGUUGGCAAUCACUCAAUGGGAGAACUCAAUGGAGCACCAAAUUGCUCUAAUCUCUCAACUCUGUUGCUUAACCAAAGUAUUGUGAGGACUAUAUCUGACGACUUUUUUCAGUCUAUGCCAAUGCUCAAAGUUUUAGAUAUGUCUGAUGUGAGCAUCAACAAGAAACUCCCAACAAGUAUUAAUUCACUGACGGAAUUACGACAUUUUGAUUUAUCAUUUAGAUUUCAAAGCUCUCUCCCAAUCGAACUAAGUCCAGGGACUUUUCUUAAUCUUACGAAAUUAAAGAUGUUGGACUUAUAUUGUCAAAACUCUUGCGACAUAUGCAACUGGGAAGUGGAAGGGGGACCAAGUCUGUGCGAGUUGGAAAGCUUAAAAGAUUUGAGUUAUCUUGGAAUCCGCCUUGAGACUGCUCUUGCUUUUCAAAGGUUAGUAAGUAGUCAUAAAUUACAGUUGUGCACAAGAUUGUUAAGAAUUUCCAAAUGUCAGGGCAUCACAACCCUCGUUUUAUCACCUCCGUCUUUACCAUCAUCUUCAUUAAUUAGUUUGGCAAACAUGGUUAGUCUGAAAACACUUUUUCUUGAUCGGAUGAAUGAGUUGCAAGAAUUGAGAAUAGAAGAUAACGUUACAUUGUUCACGAAUUUGGAAAAACUUCAAAUUUGGGACAUGCCAAAGCUACAUAUAGGGUGGGAUGUGCCUCAACGAUCGACCACGUCAUUCUGCUUUAUGAACCUCAAAGAUGUAGAAAUAUUAAGUUGUCCUAAGUUGAAGGAUAUGUCAUGGCUGAUCUAUGCUCAGAAUCUUGAGACGCUUGAUUUAUGUCUCCUGGAUGGACUGGAAGAGGUAAUUUCUGAUGGGUUUGCAGCCGAUGUGAAGUUAACAAAUACAUUUUCAAGACUCGGACGUUUUCGGCUCUAUUAUCUACCAAAACUAAAAAGGAUAUGCAACCAUGAUGUUAAAUUCCUUUCUUUGGAGCAUAUUCAUGUGAGGCAGUGCGGUAAAUUGAAGAAGCUACCAUUUGGCACCAAUAGUGUUAUUUCUAACACUUUACAAUCGAUUGAAGGACCGCGGGGAUGGUGGGAAGGGCUAGAAUGGGAAGACGAAACCACCAAGUCUAAUCUUGCUCCUUAUUUUUCUGUUAACAAUGGAUAAUAGUUGGAAGAAAAAGAGAUUGUUUUUUUUUGGGUGAUAUUAAUGCCUCUUGAUGGUUCUUCUAUUUUCUUUUCCAGUUUUUUUGGUUGAAUAGCCCUUGGAUUUGAAUUCCGGGUCUAAAAGACGAGUAAAGUAUGACUCCGGCUAUAAUAACCAAGGUUCUCUAAUAUCCUGCGCGGCUAUUUAGCCCAAAAAUUUUCUAUCAGUUUACUAAUUUAUCCUCUUCUUCUUUUUC
This is a messenger RNA of Papaver somniferum (opium poppy), 3914 nucleotides long. Its product is annotated as probable disease resistance protein At5g63020. The record is from RefSeq and is a predicted model, not a curated record. The transcript has 2 exons. Lineage: Eukaryota; Viridiplantae; Streptophyta; Magnoliopsida; Ranunculales; Papaveraceae. Gene Ontology annotation, molecular function: ATP hydrolysis activity; ADP binding. The coding region runs from base 938 to 3679 and encodes 913 amino acids.